AUGGCUCCCGCCGUCGGUAUCGACUUGGGCACGACCUACUCGUGUGUGGGUGUGUUCCGCGAGGAUCGUUGCGAAAUCAUUGCCAAUGACCAGGGUAACCGGACCACCCCGUCGUUCGUGGCCUUCACGGACACCGAGCGUCUCAUUGGAGAUGCCGCCAAGAACCAGGUCGCCAUGAACCCUCACAACACCGUUUUCGACGCCAAGCGCCUUAUUGGCCGCAAGUUCGCCGAUGCUGAGGUUCAAGCCGACAUGAAGCACUUCCCCUUCAAGAUCAUCGACCGUGCUGGCAAGCCCAUCAUCGAGGUCGAGUUCAAGGGCGAGCAGAAGACCUUCACCCCGGAGGAGAUUUCUUCCAUGGUCCUGACCAAGAUGCGCGAGACUGCUGAGUCUUACCUCGGUGGCACUGUCAACAACGCUGUUGUCACUGUCCCCGCCUACUUCAACGACUCACAGCGUCAAGCCACCAAGGACGCCGGUCUCAUUGCUGGCCUCAAUGUCCUGCGUAUCAUCAACGAGCCCACUGCGGCCGCCAUCGCUUAUGGUCUCGACAAGAAGGUUGAGGGCGAGCGCAACGUCCUCAUCUUCGAUCUUGGUGGUGGUACUUUCGAUGUGUCCCUCCUGACCAUUGAGGAGGGUAUCUUCGAGGUCAAGUCGACUGCUGGUGACACCCACUUGGGUGGCGAGGACUUUGACAACCGUCUUGUCAACCACUUCGUUAUGGAGUUCAAGCGCAAGUUCAAGAAGGAUCUUUCCACCAACGCCCGUGCGCUCCGCCGCCUGCGCACUGCUUGCGAGCGUGCCAAGCGCACUCUUUCGUCGUCGGCUCAGACCUCGAUCGAGAUCGACUCUCUCUUCGAGGGCAUCGAUUUCUACACCUCCAUCACCCGUGCUCGCUUUGAGGAGCUGUGCCAGGAUCUUUUCCGCUCGACCCUGCAGCCCGUUGACCGCGUCCUGACCGAUGCUAAGAUCGACAAAGCCCAGGUCCACGAGAUCGUCCUCGUCGGUGGUUCCACUCGUAUCCCCCGUAUCCAGAAGCUUAUUAGCGAUUACUUCAACGGCAAGGAACCCAACAAGUCGAUCAACCCCGACGAGGCUGUUGCCUACGGUGCUGCCGUCCAGGCUGCCAUUCUGUCCGGCGACACUACCUCCAAGUCGACCAACGAGAUCCUCCUGCUCGACGUUGCCCCCCUCUCGCUCGGUAUCGAGACUGCUGGUGGCAUGAUGACCAAGCUCAUCCCCCGUAACACCACCAUCCCGACCAAGAAGUCCGAGGUUUUCUCGACCUUCUCUGACAACCAGCCUGGUGUGCUUAUCCAGGUUUACGAGGGUGAGCGCCAGCGUACCAAGGACAACAACUUGCUCGGCAAGUUCGAGCUUACCGGCAUCCCGCCCGCCCCUCGCGGCGUACCUCAGAUCGAGGUUACCUUCGAUCUCGAUGCCAACGGCAUCAUGAACGUCUCCGCUCUCGAGAAGGGUACUGGUAAGACGAACCAGAUUGUCAUUACCAAUGACAAGGGUCGUCUAUCCAAGGAGGAUAUCGAGCGUAUGCUUGCGGAGGCCGAGAAGUUCAAGGAGGAGGAUGAGGCUGAGGCUAGCCGCGUCUCCGCCAAGAACGGCCUCGAGUCGUACGCGUACUCUCUUCGCAACACCCUCAGCGACCCCAAGGUCGAUGAGAAGCUCGACGCCGCUGACAAGGAGACCCUCCGCGCCGAGAUCGACAAGAUCGUCACCUGGCUCGACGAGAGCCAGCAGGCCACCCGCGAGGAGUACGAAGAGCACCAGAAGGAGCUGGAGGGUGUCGCCAACCCCAUCAUGAUGAAGUUCUACGGUGCUGGCGGUGCUCCUGGUGGCAUGCCUGGCGGUAUGCCCGGCGGUAUGCCCGGUGGUGCCCCUGGUGGCUUCCCCGGUGGUGCUCCUGGCGGUGCCGGCCAUGACAACGAUGGCCCCACCGUUGAGGAAGUCGACUAA
This is a messenger RNA of Chaetomium globosum CBS 148.51, 1971 nucleotides long. Its product is annotated as heat shock 70 kDa protein. Gene Ontology annotation, molecular function: misfolded protein binding; ATP hydrolysis activity; ATP-dependent protein folding chaperone. The coding region runs from base 1 to 1971 and encodes 656 amino acids. Gene Ontology annotation, biological process: cellular response to unfolded protein; protein refolding; vesicle-mediated transport. Gene Ontology annotation, cellular component: plasma membrane; cytosol; nucleus. The record is from RefSeq and is a predicted model, not a curated record. The transcript is spliced from 3 exons. Lineage: Eukaryota; Fungi; Ascomycota; Sordariomycetes; Sordariales; Chaetomiaceae.